AUGGCUGCCCCCAUUGUCCUCAAAGGUGGCUGCGCAUGCUCCAAAAUUCGCUACACCAGUACCGCAAUGCCCGAGUGGGUUCAGAACUGCCUCUGUAUAACUUGCCGCAAGGCUUCUGGAGCACCGUAUCAAACCUUUGCCGGCUACUUCCUCCGCAGUUCUGUGACCUGGAUCACAGAACCGCCCAAGUACUACAGAUCCAGCGACUUUGCUAAACGUGGAUUUUGCGAUGGAUGCGGCUCUAGCUUGACAUUUGAGAUGGAUGCAUUUCCAGAUAACAUUUCGCUAGCAGCUGGAUCAUUUGAUGAUUGGGAUAUUGUAGGAGGUCACAAUGCGCUUACCAAACCGGGAGGCUAUAUCUAUGUCAAGCAGAAACCCGUUUGGUUUGAUUUGCCCAAUGACGGGUUGGAGAGGUUCGAGGAACUUCCACCGGAGGCCCAAGCUGAAAAGGACAGUCAAGCUCAAGCAAAGUAA
Messenger RNA from Ophidiomyces ophidiicola, 474 nucleotides. RefSeq lists its product as uncharacterized. The transcript has a single exon. Gene Ontology annotation, molecular function: carbon-sulfur lyase activity. Lineage: Eukaryota; Fungi; Ascomycota; Eurotiomycetes; Onygenales; Onygenaceae. Bases 1 to 474 code for a protein of 157 amino acids. The record is from RefSeq and is a predicted model, not a curated record.